AUGGACUUGGUGGAGCUAUCGUCUUGCGAAGUGCGAGAACCAAGACUGGGUCCCGUCGAUUUGCCUCCUCUAGAAGAUUUUGGAUGGUACUCUGGCUGCGCUUCCAAUCCAAACUUCUCCAUCCCUCGUACACCGCUGGACAUGGAUCAAGCUUGCAUGUGGGGCAAGAACAACGCUAUGGGCCUGUCGGGACUGAACGUCGAGAAUGAACGCCUCAAAGAGGGUCUCAAUGCCACGCUGGCCCAAUGGCCCUUCUCUGCACCAUCAUUCGAGCACCAAGCUGGUUUGGCGACGGGUCUAGCACGAGGGCAGAGCGGCGGCCUAGGCCUAAGCUUGGUAGCGUGA
This is a messenger RNA of Ceraceosorus bombacis, 345 nucleotides long. Lineage: Eukaryota; Fungi; Basidiomycota; Exobasidiomycetes; Ceraceosorales; Ceraceosoraceae. The record is from the annotation of a GenBank genome assembly.